AAGCACAGUAAACGACACAGCACACAGUGUGCGUGAGUGUGUUGUGCAAGUAAACAAAAAGUUUCAAAAAACCGAUUCAGUAGUAGCUCUUUUAGCCCUCUUUUGUACUCUCUCAUCUUUUUCCUCACCGUCUGCAAAUUUUUUUUCUCUCUCUGAUACACUAACAAUGGAGGAAGAGUACUCUAUGGAUCCGGCGCAGUUACUGGAAGCAGCUACUGACUUUGCGUAUCAUCCUGGCGCUCAUUCCGAUGCUUCAGCUCAAGACUUUCUCAAUCGAUUUCCUCUUCCAGCCAUUAUCAAUGCUUUGCAAACAAAAGCAGAUUACCCUGGCCUAGAAAGUGCUUUGGUUGAUUGUUUAGAAAAGCUUUUCAAAACAAGAUAUGGAGCAUCACUCAUUCCACACUACAUGCCAUUUGUUAUUGUCGGUCUCGGUGCAGAGUCUCAGAAAGUCAGACAUUUAGCAUGCCAAACAGUAUCCUGCCUGUUGGAGAAUAUUGAUGAAGCAAUUGUUAUACAACUAAUUCAUGAGUAUGGAGUUUAUCAACUUUUGCUUAAUUGCCUCAUCAGUGGGGAUGCGGAAGUUGCUGCUUCAUCUACAGAUGCAAUUAGGAAACUGGCUACCCAUUCUAAAGGCAUUGAUAUCAUAUGUCCUGAUUCCGGCAAUGAAGCGACAAACCUCGUGAACUUCGCAACCAACUGUUCACCUCUGGGACGAGUUAGAGUUUUAGCUUUGAUAGUGAAGUUAUUCUCCAUUUCCACUUCUGUGGCAUCAAGAGUCUACAGCUCAAAUCUUCUUAGCUUGUUGGAGACAGAAAUCAGCAAUUCAAAUGACACAUUAGUCACUUUGAGCAGCUUGGAACUCCUAUAUGAGUUGGCUGAUGUUCAGCACAGCACUGAGUUCUUGUCAAGGACUAAGCUUCUCCAAAUUCUUACUUCUAUUAUUAGUGAUGCUUCUGCUGAAUCGAUUUUGCGAUCAAGAGCAAUGAUGAUAACUGGAAGGCUGAUGGCUAGGGAGAAUGCCUUUGUGUUUAUCGAUGAAUCUGGUUGUAGAAAUCUUAUUUCUGCCAUUAAUGGAAGAUUCGAUUUCUUAGAAAGUCAAAAUGCAGAUGAAUGUGAAUGUGCUCUUGAAGCAUUGGGACAAAUUGGAUUGUGCAGCAAAGGGGCAGCAUCACUUCUCUCAGGUGCACAGCCUGCAGGAAGACAUGUGAUUUAUGCAGCCUUUGAUCAGCAACAGCAUGGUAAACAGCUGGCGGCAUUGCAUGCUCUUGCAAACAUUGUUGGAGAAACUCGUGCCGAAAAGGAUGUAUUGCUGGAUGGUGAUGCAGAGCAGAAUCUUCGGCGCCUGAUCUAUGAAGCAGCAUCCAAGACUUCAAAGCUGACACCUUCAGGUCUCCUCUUAUCAGUUCUUCAACAGGAUUCAGAAAUUCGUAAGGCGGGAUACAGAGUGAUAACUGGGUUGGUGAUGCGACCUUGGUGCCUGAUGGAGGUUAUUUCCAGACGAGAAAUAAUAGAUAUAGUAACUGACGCAUUUAAAGAGACAGAAAAGAUAGGUAUGGAAGCAAGACACAAAUGUUGCCAGUUAAUCUACAAAGUUUUCACCUCAUCUAGUAAACUGAUCGCUGACAAUGCACUUUCGGGUAUAGCUACAAAGCUGGAGGAAGCUAUCAACAGAGGUCCUUAUCUAGGAAGAAAGCUUUCUGAAGCACAACCUGCAGUGAUGACUGAGCAGAGAUUUUAGUCUUCUCAACAUCAUAGAAACUAUCUUACAAGUUACAAGUGUUAAUUUCAGCCAUGACGUAUCAGCUUUAAGAUGUUAACCCUCAGUAGUACAUAGUGGAUCAACUUGCUUGCUCACUUCCCUUGUAAAAUGUUCCCUUUUCUGUAGGCAAACAGCAACAAAGACUGUAUACUAUGUGUGUAGGCAUUUGGUGCUAACUGCUAAAGUUGGGUUUAGCUAUUCGAGUUCACUGGCCUAUUUCA
Messenger RNA from Solanum verrucosum, 1980 nucleotides. RefSeq lists its product as uncharacterized. The coding region runs from base 167 to 1738 and encodes 523 amino acids. Gene Ontology annotation, cellular component: cytosol. NCBI's taxonomy places the organism in Eukaryota, Viridiplantae, Streptophyta, Magnoliopsida, Solanales, Solanaceae. Gene Ontology annotation, biological process: proteasome assembly. The record is from RefSeq and is a predicted model, not a curated record. The transcript has 17 exons.